This is a messenger RNA of Drosophila arizonae, 1191 nucleotides long. It is a transcript of the gene Icmt, whose product is annotated as isoprenylcysteine carboxylmethyltransferase ste14. Gene Ontology annotation, cellular component: membrane; endoplasmic reticulum. The record is from RefSeq and is a predicted model, not a curated record. Gene Ontology annotation, biological process: C-terminal protein methylation. Gene Ontology annotation, molecular function: protein C-terminal S-isoprenylcysteine carboxyl O-methyltransferase activity. NCBI's taxonomy places the organism in Eukaryota, Metazoa, Arthropoda, Insecta, Diptera, Drosophilidae.
UAUUUACGCUUCUGCAAAUGCUACAAAAAAUCAAAAUUUCAAUGUGAUUUAUACAGAAAUUCACAUAAAAGCACAUUUAAUUGCAUUAUAAUGUGCGCAAUGAAUUCACGGUCUUCGGCAGGAGCCCGCUGCCAUCUGUGUCCUGAAGGCCGGAUCAGCUUAUAUUGUUUUCUAGCGACGGCAGGUCUAAUCCUGUUGCCCUCAGUACCCCAGAUAUACUAUGAAAUAGUGCCAAACGUAUGGGGUGCCAUUCUGUGGGGUCCAGUGCUAUAUUACGCCCUGAUCAACUUAAUUAUACGGUUUGUCCUCCGCAACAUGGAAUAUCAGGUUGCUAUACGCGCCUCUUUUCUUGGCUUCGUCAUGGCGGCGAGCGUACUAGUCGUCUGUUUUGCGCCCGCACCAUGGCAGCAAUUUGGCGUCUAUGGCUGCUUUAUGGCUUUCUUCCACUACUCGGAGUUUCUGGUUAUUGCGGUAGCAAAUCCUCGAACACUCUCACUGGACUCCUUCAUGCUGAACCAUUCAGUGCAUUAUGGUUUGGCCGCAGCAGCCAGUUGGAUAGAGUUCGGUCUAGAGCUUCACUUCCUGCCCGAUUUCAAGCGAUACGCCCACAUUUGGUUUGUGGGCGUGGCACUAUGCACUUUCGGCGAGAUUGUACGAAAAACGGCAAUCAUCACAGCAGGUCGCAGUUUUACGCAUUUAGUCCAGGAUGAGAAGCACUCGGAUCACAAGCUGAUAACCCACGGCGUAUACGCGUACAGCCGGCAUCCGUCCUAUGUGGGCUGGUUCUACUGGUCAAUUGGCACACAAUUAAUCUUGAUGAACCCGCUGUGCAUCUGCAUUUAUGCAUUAGUCAGCUGGCUCUUCUUUCACGAUCGCAUAUACGUUGAGGAGUAUUCGCUGCUCUACUUCUUUCAGUCUGACUACGCACGGUAUCAGAAGCAAGUGCCAACGGGGCUGCCCUUCAUCAAAGGCUAUCUGAUUGACUAGGAAUCAUAUUUACGGGAUCAAAUGUCAUCCACACAAAUGCAAAUGCAAAUGUUAAUGCAAAGCAAACAACAAAUCUAAUCUUAGUAUUUUCCCCUUUUGAAAUUUGGGCACAGAGCAACAAUAGAUAUAGUGACGAACCUUUUUCAAUUAUUAUCGAGUCUAUUUGUAUUGUCUCAAAAUGUAAAAGUAUAAGAAUGUAUUUAA